Molecule: messenger RNA, 2574 nt
Organism: Capsicum annuum
Lineage: Eukaryota; Viridiplantae; Streptophyta; Magnoliopsida; Solanales; Solanaceae
Exons: 4
Coding region: 714-953 (79 amino acids)
Source: RefSeq, a predicted model, not a curated record
GAGACUCGCUAGGUUUGCCAAACUGAAAAGCCUUAGGGCACUUUUAGGAAGAAGAAGAGAUCUAUAGAAACAUAAAUUGUUUUAUAUAGAUCUCUCUCAAAGUUAGUUAAAAAUGGCGAAUUCCUCUAGAAGGCCGAGUGCUCCGGUGUUACUUAGAUCGGCGUUUGAACGGUCACUUUCACCGACCGGCCGGUUCAGCAACACUGGUUCAACCAAUGCAACUGAUGCGAUGCCGUUCGCUUCGUAUAGCAAUUCUAGCUUGACCGGUUGUUUCAACCGAUCGGCGUCUCCGACGCGCGUGAAGAUUCACGCGCUUGCGCCGGUGAAUUCUACGCCGAGUGUUAGGUUUGCGAUUGAUAGAUCUAUAUCUCCGAGGAGGUCUAUGGCGGUGAAUCAACGUGAUCAGGUGGUUAGAAAGCAGAUCAAUCUGAAGAGGACGUGUUUGUGUUCUCCUACGACGCAUCCUGGUUCGUUCAGGUGUAGUAUGCAUAAGAAUAUGAAGAAUAAUCCUUCUCCUUCGAUUUCGUAUUCUCCUAGCCGACUGAAUGCUCGGAGAUCGGCGAUGACGAAUUCGCUGGUGCGGAUUUGUUCUGUUGAAGGUGAUUUAGUGAAACGAGCUUUGGCUGCUCUAAUUAGGCCAUCUUCGCAUUCUCAGAGACGUCGAUGUGACUUUCAACCGCGUCCUAGCCGGCUUUCCAGAAUGUCCAAAGCCGAUGACCUGUGAAAAUACUUUUCCGUUUUACGUUUUUACAGCCUUUGUGUUUUCCGUCGUGUUCACCGUUCCAUUAUGCAAUGGCGUUUUCCGUUCGUCCGCCGUAUAUGCGUUCGUCAUGUUUUGGCAUCUUUACGUCAUCGUUCGAGGUUGGCGUAAUGUAAUACAAAUUCUCGGAGUAAUGGAGAGUGGAUGCGUUGAAAAAAAAGAGUGGAUGCCGUCAGAUGGCAAUGAAGGUUGAUAGCUAGUUUUAGUGAAUUCUGGCCAUGGAUGAAGAAGUGAACUCACUCCACAUAAAUUAAACUUAGGACUUGUCGAACUACCAGAAGGGAAGAAGGCAAUUCUGAAUAAAUGAUUGUACAGGGUUAAACAGGAGCAUGGUAGUUCAGCGAGAUACAAGGCAACAUUUGUGGCAAAAGGUUUCCAACAGAAGGCAGGUAUCAUUUGAGAUUUUCUUCCCUAUUUGAGUUGUAUUAAGUAUUGUUGCGACAUAGGAUGUACAUUUUGAGCAUCUAGAUAUAAGGACAAUCUUUUCCCAUGGAAUUUAGAUGAAGACUUUUUAUAUAUAGCAACCUGAACGUAGAUUGAUGUAAUAAGAAAAACCAGGUGCGCAGACUGAAAAAGAGUCUUUAUGAUUUGAGACACGAUCGAGACAGUGGUACUUGGAAGUUUGACAGGUUUAUGAUGACUAUUCGCUUUACUCGUAAUGGUAAUCCUCGUUGUUACUUCUAGAAAUUUAUAAAUAUAAAUUCGUACAUUAUUUUACUCUUAUAUGUGAAUGGCAUGUUAGUGACAAGUUCUAACAUGUGUGUGAUAUCACAAAGUUGAAGGGGCGAAUGUCUAGUGAAUAUUCAAUGAAGAAUUUUGGUCCUUCGAAAAAAGAUUUUGGGGUUUAAAACUGAAAGAUACAGAAGAAAUAAGUUGUUUGGGUUGUAUCAGGAGUACAUUGACAAAAUCUUGAAGAGGUUUACUAUAUAGGAUGUCAAGCUGGUGAGGACUCUUUUGGCAGGUCACUUGACGAAUAUCUCAAAACAACUUAGCCUAAUAUCUGAUGAAUAGAAAAGUCGAUUGGAGAAGCUAUCGUAGGCAUCAGUUUUGGGCGGUCUCAUGUAUGCUAUAAUGCGUAAAACACCAUAUUUUUGGCUUACCAUUUCAAUAAUUACGAGAAUGAAAUGGUGAAGAAGAUGAGUUUGGAGAGUCGUUAGUUAAGUUGAUAAAGUUGAAUGCUACAAAAAGUUUGUUGACUUAGUGAGGAGUGACGAGUGAGGGCGAACUAAUAUUUUUAAAUCGAACUCCAAGUGAAAAUUUCUUUAGAUAAAAGAAUUGUGGAUAAAGUUACGUUCUUUUAGCUUGUAGUGAUGUAAAUUCAACUCCGGUUAUUAUGUAAUUUGAAUUAUUGUUUGUUGUAGUCAAGCAUAGAGUUAACUUUGCUAGAAAGAAAGAAUUUUGAGGUGAGUUAAGACUUGUUCUUAUUGAAGUUUUUUUUUUCUCACGAAGUCACGCCCUUAAGAUGUUUGAUCUAACGUUUCUAAAAUAUUAAUGUUUGAGUUUAAUUAAAAGGAGUGAGCUCACAUUAGUCUUGAGACGGGGGUCUAUCGAAAACAGCCUUUCUACUUCUCCGGAGGUAGUGAUAUGGACUGCGUACAUUUUACCCUUCUCAGACCCAAUUAUGCGAAAAUACACUGAGUUUGUUAUUGUUGUUGAGCUCACAUACCGAUCAUUGACUCAUGCUCUUUGUCUUCCCUUUUGUGCUUAUCCGUCUAAUAGAUGUGCAGGUUGUGUCCAUUUAUUUGUGUACGAAUGUUUUGUGGCAACUUUUUCUAGCCCCAGUACAAUAACGAAUUCUCUAGAAACAUGACGAA